ACACUUCACCCACCCCUCCAUCAGCAUAGUGUGACAUUAGCUCAACCAAACAAGAAUCAUGGAUGACUGUUCACCCACCCAAUCCUUCCCUAACCCACUCCACCAUCACCACCGCCCAUCCCUUCACCUCACUUUGCCCAGCCUUCAGAGCCUAGGAGCUGGGUAUCAACCUGCGCUGGACCCCCUGGAGCAGUAUGGAAGCAGAGGGGAACAAUCCGCAGCGUCUUUCACGAAUUCAAGAAACUCCUCUGGGGGGAGAAAGGGGAGCAGUGGCGGAGAUAGAGGAUUUCAAAACACAAAUGGUAGUGGUAUGGUUGGAGAUGAUGGCUUGAGAGGCCAUCGUGACAGAGAUGGCGGACUGGGAGGUCAUUUUGCUGACGCCUGGUGUGGUGGUAGCAAGAAAGAAGAAAUAUGGGAAGAUGGUGAAAGCUCUACAGAUGUUUUUUACAGUAAAGCUGAUUGCUACAAUAACACAAAUGGAGCUUUUUACACCAUGAACUGUGGCAGCGAGGAAGGACUCAGGUGUAAACUCAGAGCAAAUUAUAAUAACUAUACCCAGGUUAGCUGUGAUGCUAAAAAUGAAGCGGUUUACAAUAGAGAGGCUAAUUAUAGCCACUUUACUAAGUGCCACAAUAGAAGUUCUGCAGGAAGCUUGAGUGACAGCACUGCAGGUUAUUGUCGGACUGAUUCAAGAGUGAGCGAUAACUAUUUAGGGAGAGAAGAAGACUAUGGGUCCAGCUGUGGGUCGGUUGAGGAUCAGCUUCAGCAAGCAGAGGUGGAGGCUCCUUGGCACAGCGUGUCUCCCUCAAAUCAGACUGUGGAGGGGAGGUGGAGAGGAGAAGCAGACGCCAUUCCUUCGACCGCGGGAUGCCUACCCCUGAGGUCACCUAUCACCAUCAGCAGUGGGACGUACACUCAGAAACUGGACUCCUUCUCCGAGGCGUUCCUCUCCCAGCGAAAGAGACGAUUUCCCGUUAUUCAAAGUGGGGAUUCCUCUGGACAGUUGUGGGAGUUCGGAGAAACGCCUGGAUUUGUCAAGUCGAGUCACAGCUGUGCUUUUGAUUCAGACUCCUACCUGCCGCCUGUCUCCUUCUCUUCCCCCGUUCACCACUCUCUUCCAUCCUUCCCCUCUCCUCCCACAUCGUCUCAGCUCGUGUCUUCAGUUCUCAGUCCUCCUCCCACACCUCUACCCCCUCCUUCUCACUCGCCCUCCAAAAUGGACUCUCCCAGCGCGUCUGGAGGAAAUGGACAAGAAUCACUUGGUACGCUCCAGUUUUUCACAUCCCGCCUUCAGCCUCUCCCAUCUGUCCAUUGCUCUGGGAUGAUGUGGAGGUUUCCUCUGCUGUCACACAACUUUCCACAGUCGUCAGGUGACGCCAGCAGCAGUGACAACAACAUAAGAUCAUCCCAUGUUUCUCAUUAUGGAAAUAUUACUGCUGCACAUGACACCCUCCAGUCUCCUGAGUCGCCUUUCCUCACUUCCUCAUUCCAUCAUUCGUCCCUCCACCCUUCACCCAGAGACCUCUGUCCCUUGAACACUCCGUCCCUCCGUCUUCCCUCUCCUCCAUCUCACCUUUCCGGCCCAAAUAACAAGGCAGCAGAAGAUAUAGCUCCAUACUUGGUGAGCCAGAAAGUGAAGAAUGGACCAGCCGCUCUGCAGCAACAAGUCUCUCCUGUCUACACUGGAACUCAAUUUCCCAGUGUCCUUCACGCCAACAUGGCUCAGAAGAGGGGACACUACACUCCACGACCCCUCCUCAAUCCAAUCCGCAGAGGGACGGGGCUGUACUCCUCCCUCUUAUCGCCCCAUCACAAGGAGGAUAAACCGGCAUUCAGAGAAGAGGAAGAGGAUUGUGGUGUUUUACGGUGUUUGAAUGUAGGUUUUGAGUUCCAGGCAGAGCUUCCACCAUGCCGUGUUCAGAAAGAUGGGUCAGGCGCAUGGUCACGAGAUGACGAAGCUACCAGGGAACAGUUGCUCUGGAAACCAUGGCAGGAGCUGGAGAGUGCCAACUUACAAAAUCAAGUGGAGAAGAUGCUGUCAUUGUGUAGUUCGAGCUGUCUACCAGGAGGGGGCAGUAACACCGAGCUGGCUCUGCACUGUCUGCACCACUGCCAGGGAAACACACUGGCCACUCUGGAGAUGCUGCUGUGCUUGCAGCCCACUUCAGCAGGAGACUACCACUACUCUGGCAGUGAUUUUUGGACAGACGCUGAAAAGAGUCUCUUCGGUGCAGCUCUGGGUACUUACGGAAAAGACUUCUCAGUUAUACACAAAAUGGUAAAGACCAAGACGGUGAGCCAGUGUAUUGAGUUUUACUACCUGAGCAAGAAACUUGUGGACAAGCAGAGGAAACAGCAGGAGGAAGAGAACAGAGAUGAAGAGCUGGAGCAGCAGAAAAAUAUGACGCCCAUCUGUCAGCCAGUGGAGAGACAGUUUGGGCUGGCGGAGGCGGUUCCUGUGCACUCAUUGGCCAGCUUCUUCCCCUGCAAGCUGUGUGGCAAAAUGUUCUACAAAAUCAAGUCCCGUAACGCUCACAUGAAGAUCCACCGCCAGCCUCAGGAGGACUGGGCCGACAGGCGGCUACAGCACCAGCUCCUCACGCAGCGUCUGGCCCUCAGCCGUUCCGCCAACCUCAUGCCCACCUCAGGCAGUAACCUGCUCCCAUCUCAUGCUCCACCUCUGGCCUUUACCUCCUCUGGAACAUCACGCAACAGCAGCAAUGCAGACAAUAUCCUCAACUCUAUAACCAGCAGCAACACCAUCACUCCCAGCAAUGCUGGUGGCCGAGAGCCCAGCACUGCAGUAACAUAUAACAACAUCACUGCUUCCAACGCUCAUGUGAUCACCAGUGUUGAUGCUGGUGACUCAAACCAAAGAGAGCCCACCUCUGUCUUACCUUUCCACCAGUCAUGGAGCUCAUUUGGACAUGGCCCCACUCAUGCAGUCUUCUACUGCAACACAGAUGGGAAAGAGGAUGCUGCAGAUGGGACAGUGGGAGGAAAGGAGCCAAUCAACUGGCAGUAGUUUUAAACUCUGCCAAAAGCAUUACCAUCAGUGAAGUGUUUCCAACUGGAAUUCAAGCUCAUUUUAAUUCAAGUUUAUGUAGCUUUUUCCCUGCAACACUUUCCAUUUUUUUUACGUUAAAAUAGCAGCUUUAAAAUUAGUUUGAUGGGUCACUGACUUGGAAUAUGGAGAAUUCGUUCCUACGGCUCACUCCCAACAUCUGUUCUCGCUUUACGUGACUGGUGAUCGGGCCUAGCAAGUUCAAGAGUAACGCAGAACUAUAGAUCAGCGUUUAUAUCCAGUUUUCAGCAAGGACACUUAAAAUAUGAAGAAUUCUAAGCAGAAUUUGAGGUUUUUGUUUUGUCAGCAGCUCUUCUAGUUCAGAAAGCUAGGGGUCAUGGGUAAUACCCACCAUUCAGUUGUGUUUAAGGGACUACGCAGUCAGAGCUCUAGUCAAGAGUUUUUUAUGCACUGCAUGACAACUAACAUAAUUGCUCAGACACAGAGCCCAACAGAAUUUAUCACCACAGGUGGGUGCAGUGGGCGCUGUA
Messenger RNA from Paralichthys olivaceus (Japanese flounder), 3555 nucleotides. Lineage: Eukaryota; Metazoa; Chordata; Actinopteri; Pleuronectiformes; Paralichthyidae. The record is from RefSeq and is a predicted model, not a curated record.